This is a messenger RNA of Microthlaspi erraticum, 705 nucleotides long. NCBI's taxonomy places the organism in Eukaryota, Viridiplantae, Streptophyta, Magnoliopsida, Brassicales, Brassicaceae. The record is from the annotation of a GenBank genome assembly.
AUGGAUAAUGGCAAUAGCAGCCUCCGCAUCGAUCGCUUUCGUGGAGCGAGAGCGGCAAGAGCUUCAUCGUUUGGCAAAGAAUUCUUUCCGCCUUGUGGCCUUGUUGAACGCUUGUCAGGCUUCACGAAAGUUGAAUCUGGACAAAGCGAAUUCUCAUGCGAUGCUUUUGUGAAAGGUCAGCCGCCUGGGAUUACGAUACCGCCGGCGAUUCACGGAAUGAUUGCCAGCUCGUUGGAGUACAAAAAGAGAAAGCGUUUAGGGUUGGAUAGUAGCAGCAGCAAUCAUCGUCUUCCCAGAGAAUUUUAUGAGUCAGGAACACAAAGCCGCUCCUACUACAUUUCGGAGAAAACUGUUUAUGAUAUGGUGGAUGAUUCUUCGACGGAUUCGAUUGUUUCUUGGAGCGAGAGCGGCAAGAGCUUCGUCGUUUGGAAUGAAGUUGAGUUUGUCAAAGAUGUUCUUCCGAGAUGCUUACCAUUCACGGAGAUGGGAUACUUCACACGGUGGCUUGAAGGCGAGGGGUUUACGAAAGUUGAUGAGCGGUUGGAAUUUGCUGAAGAUUAUUUCCUGAGAGGUCAGCCUGAGCUUACACGGCCACUCACUUGUGGUGGGUUUUACAUUUCGCCUGAAACACGGAGAGGGAUGGAGAGGAUGGUUCCUCACUUGAAGGCUUGGCUUCAGAAUCAUCAAGCCGAUAAGUCUGUUUAG